UGAUGUGCUCCACAUCUUUGUAAAUGCGCGAUACUUUUCCUUUCUAGGCUUUGUGCAGAUUCAUCAUCUCUUCUAUACCUAGAAGCACAACUUCUUUAGAUUGGUCCUACUUCAGCACAAAAAACGGAUCUAAUUCGAACCACUGGCAAAGGACUAAAGCAAAAUUUCAGAUACAUACAUGCUUGCCCUCUUUCUCGCUUACUUCGGUGGAAGUAGCAAUAAAGGAUUGCAGAUCUUAACAAUUUUGGGAAACAUCCAAGAAAUUAUUCUUCAAACCAUUGCUGCAGAUCAAAAUUUGUGUGGAAGAUCUUCUACUGAACUUAAAGUAAGCCCUAUCUAUAUUAUCCUCGAGCAAAGAGUGAGCGCACUUUUUAUAUGGACAUUUACUACAUACAUGGUGAAUGGGAGAAGCUCAUUAUUCAACUAGUUUAGCAGUGAUAAUCUCUUCACUUUUGCCUAAUUGAUCAUGUUAGUAAGAGAAGGAGCUAGUUUAACUAAGCAAGAAAGUAUCCUUACUGAUGGUAAGGCACCGACAAGUACUACACAAGUAUGGUUCAGAAACCCUAGAAUUGUGCGGGUGUCGCGCGGAUUCAAAGGCAAAGAUCGGCACAGUAAAGUCACCACAGUGAGAGGGUUAAAAGAUCGGCGCAUAAGGCUAUCGGUACUAACCGCUAUUCAGUUGUAUGAUCUUCAAGAUAAGCUAGGGCUUAAUCAACCAAGCAAAGUUGUGGAUUGGCUUCUAAAUGCGGCCCAGCACGAGAUCGACAAACUCCCUCCGCUCCAAAUGCCGCCAGGAAAUUUCAUUCAGUUCCCUCAAAUGGCUCCUCGCGAAGGUGGUAAUUGCAGUACUCAUGAGGCUGUGAUUGAAACUAUACAUCAGCAGUUAACAGCAUCAUCUAGUAUGGCAAACAACAGUUUUUUCAACAAUAAUAUUAGUGAAGAUCUCAUGACAAUAUCGAACGGAGAUGUUCGUAUGGGGAUCAAACCAAAAGGUAAUUACAUUAAUAUACUUGGAGGAAAUGAUACAGAAAAUCAAAUUGCUGAAACUUACACACCCUACCAUCAAUGGGGUUCGUCAGAUGCAUGGAUGUCUCAAUCAGGAAGCCAUUCAUCGCAAGAAGAAUCAGCUCGUGUUUCCGAUCAAGCACCGAAGUUCGCGUUAACUUUUGACGCGAAGCAGCAUAACUACUUCCAGAUAGCAAAUCUGCAGCUGUCGCAAAAUCUUUUCGACCACAUAAACUUGAAUACUUUGCAAGAAACCAUGAAGAACAACUAGCAAUUCCUGGAGUAAACAAAAGAGCGGCAUCCUCAAAUCCACGAAGAAACAAUGGUCUAAAGGAGUAUCUGAGGUAACGGGUACCUAAUAAUACACUUCUCAUUUGAUAUGUAAAGGCGAUAAUAUUUGGCUAAUCAAUAUCACUAGAGCACUUUUUGUUAUUGCCAGAGGAAAAUAAGUCUAAAUCCUUGUUAGAUACAAUGUAUUGAUCCUCGCAAUAUCAGAAAAGGCUGUAGCUAAUAUUUUUCCA
This is a messenger RNA of Ananas comosus (pineapple), 1526 nucleotides long. Its product is annotated as transcription factor PCF7-like. Gene Ontology annotation, molecular function: DNA-binding transcription factor activity; sequence-specific DNA binding. Gene Ontology annotation, cellular component: nucleus. Bases 467 to 1276 code for a protein of 269 amino acids. Lineage: Eukaryota; Viridiplantae; Streptophyta; Magnoliopsida; Poales; Bromeliaceae. The record is from RefSeq and is a predicted model, not a curated record. The transcript has 3 exons.